AUGUUUAUAUUGAUACUGUCGUUAAUAAUUUCACUUGCAACUUCCCGUUGGUGUACAAUAGGAAAUUAUAUACAAUGUGAUUGUGAUACCGACAAUACCAAUAACAAAGUUGUUGAUAAGGAUGGUGUCGUGUUAUUGAACAACUUUCAAUAUGAUGAAGCCACAAUUAAGUGUUUAAUAUUAAAAGAAAUAGAAAUUAGAUUUGAUGAAAGUGUUAUUGUACUUAAUUUUUUCCUUAACAACACCAAAGUCAUAUUUCAAAACACAAAACAGGUUUUCGACAAUGUGAACAAUUCUACAUUCGGAAUAGAUUCAAAUUGGGUGAGACAAUAUAGUUCAUUCAAAACAAGUUACAAUAAAAAAGAUAUCACAUGUGGCUCAACGUUACAACCAAAUUGUUUGGAGUGUGUUAGUUACAACGGAAACGAUUGUUACCGAUGUGAAGAUGGUUAUCAAGUUUUAAGAUGUGAUGGUGGUUCUAUUGUAAAAUGUUUUCUUCAAAAUAACACUAACUGUCUACCAGUUUGUGGAGAUAGUGGACUUUUAUCAUGGAACAAAAACAGUCAAUGUAUUUCGACAAAUUGUCUUUUAUACAAUAGCACAGGGUUUUGUACUUCGUGUAAACUAAAUUAUUUACUUUAUGAUGGAAAGUGUUAUCCAAAAGCAACAAAUUGUGCAACUUAUCAUAUAAAUCAAUAUUGGUGCAGUCAAUGUAACCCGGGAUAUUUUCCAUAUAAUAAAAAUUGUGUUCCAUGUGGAUAUAUGGAGGGGUGCACAAGUUGCAAUCAAAUAUAUGUAAAAUGGUGUUAUUCGUGUCUCAAUGGAUAUUACAUUAAAGAAGAUGGACUAGUCAAAAUAUGCGAGAAGUGUCCUACUGGUUGUUUGUAUUGUUGGACGGAAAAUGAUGUAAUUAAAUGUUCAAGUUGUGACGGUGGUUAUUAUUAUGACAACGCACAAUGUAUAUCAUGUGGUGCUGGAUGUAAACAGUGUAUUGGUGGACAAAGUGGCAAAAAUAAAUGUAAUAUAUGUUUUGACCAUUACUAUAAUAACAACAGUCAAGUUUGCACAGUGUGUGAUUCAACGUGUGGCAAUUGCAAUUGGGGAAUGGGUAUAUGCACUACAUGUGCUUCUGGAUAUGUUUUGAAAUCCACAUCAAGCACAAAGUGUGAAUUGUGCAAUAAUUAUGACAGUAAUUGUGAAAUUUGCCUUGAACCGAACAGGCAGUGUUAUCAGUGUGUCUCUGGAAUGUACCCAAAUGAUGAUAAACAAUGUAUUAAUUGUGAUUUGUCGUGUAGUGUGUGUUCUCGAACAACUGGGAUGUGUUCUGUGUGUGCAAGUGGAUUUACAAAACCCGCAUCAGACAACAAAAUUUGUGACAGUUGUUCAACUGCCUUUCCCAAUUGUGUUUUGUGUUCACAAACGCUCAGACAAUGCAAAACAUGUUCAAUUGGAUUGUAUCCACUUCAUACAUCGCCAUAUACGUGCCAACAGUGUCACUCAAGUUGUGCAAAUGGAUGUAAUUCGUCAACUGGAUAUUGCACAACAUGUGUGAGUGGAUAUGUCCCACAACUCAACCAACCAUCUUUAGCAUGUGAAUUAUGUUCUUCUUUUGAUAACAACUGCCAAACUUGUGCAACUGAUGGAACACGAAGUUGCUCACAGUGUAAAAGCACGUUUUAUAUUUCUGACAACAAAAAGUGCUCAAAAUGUGAUGAGUCGUGUGACUCCAAAUGUGAUGGGAAUACCGGAUAUUGUACUUCGUGUGCAUCAAAUUAUGUUUAUAUCAAUGCAACUUCGAGAGUGUGCCAAAAAUGCAGGGAUUUUGAUUCAAAUUGUGCUAUAUGUGCAGCUAAUUUUAGUCGCAGAUGUUUAAUUUGCAACACAGGGUUUUAUCCAAACGACAGUGGGAAGUGUGUUUCAUGUGCGACAAAAUGCACAACGUGUAAUUCAGCAACUGGCAUUUGCACGUUGUGUUCAUCAGAAAAUGUGUUUGAAGACCCCCCAUCAAGAGUGUGUGUGUUUUGUAAAACAUUUGAUAACAAAUGUGUAACGUGUCAAAAUGGUGGAAAUCGAAUUUGUGUGACAUGUACAGCGGGGUAUUAUCCGGGUUCAUUAGGACAGUGUAUUUCAUGCGAUGCAACUUGCAAAGCAAACACGUGUGAUACAAAAAAUGGGUUGUGUACAAAAUGUAUUCAAAACUACGUUGUGACAUCUCCAACUUCUAAAACAUGUCAAAAAUGUUCAGAUUUUGAUUCAAAAUGCAUAACAUGUGCAACUGAUUUCACAAGAAAAUGUAUUGAGUGCAGCACCAAUUAUCAUCCAGUCAAUGGAAAAUGUGUUGUUUGUGAUUCGUCGUGCGGAGGGAGUUGUAGUGGUGUGACUGGAUACUGCACCGGUUGUGCAUCAAAUUAUGUACCAACAUUAUUAGAUUCUUCCAAAUGCGAGCCGUGUUCAACUUUUGAUGAAAAUUGCACCACUUGUGCAGCAGGAGAACGGCGGUGUUUAACAUGUAAAACGACUAAAUAUCCAGAUGAUAGAACUAAAAUAUGUAAAAAAUGCAGUUGGACGUGUGACAACAACUGUGAUGUGACAACAGGAAUGUGCACAAGUUGUGUUUCAAAUUAUGUUUUUGAGAAUCCAAAAUCGAAAGUGUGUGUUCCCUGUAAAACAUUUGACGUGUAUUGCAAUACAUGUUCGUCAGACAAAGAACGAAUUUGUAUUAUUUGUGAGAAUAAUUAUUACCCAAAACAAGGGCGGUGUGUACCAUGUGACUACGGGUGCACCACUUGUAGUUCCGCAACAGGAAAAUGUUCGGCGUGUCAAACAAACUUUGUGCCUUCAACUAUCAAUAACACGGCGUGUGUUCCAUGUGCAGAUUUUGAUAAAAAUUGCAAGACAUGCACAACAUUAUUUGUGCGAUACUGCAAAGAGUGCAAUGACCAUUUCAAGCCUUCAGUUGAUGGGGUUUGUGUGAGUUGUGAUGCUACUUGCAACAACAACUGUGAUCCAAUGUAUGGGACUUGUACAUUGUGUUUAUCGAAUUACGUUGUCACAUCGCCAUUAUCAUACAAAUGUGAUAACUGCAGUGUUUUUGAUCAAUAUUGUGACGAGUGUGCGUCAGAUUUCUCAAGAAAGUGUGUUACGUGUCGAAACGGCAAAUACCCUAAAGACGGUGCUAAUUGCGUCAAUUGUGAUUCAACCUGUGGAAAUCAGUGUGAUGGGAAAGAUGGUCAUUGCACUGGGUGUGCCACCAAUUACGUGUUGUCAACCACAAACAAUUUACGAUGCGAGAGUUGUGUGUCUUUUGAUCCAAAUUGUCAAACUUGUUCGCCAGACUUUACAAGAAAAUGUGUGACUUGUGUUUCUGGUUAUUUUGUGUUUGAAAACAAAUGUAAGAAGUGUGACGACACGUGCAACAAUCAGUGUGAUAGCUCUACUGGAUUUUGCACUGGAUGUCAGAACAACAUGGUCUUUGGUGAUACAAACAAAAGCAUUUGUGUUGCUUGUACUGAAUUUGAUUCAAGUUGCUUUAUCUGCGACUCGUCUUUCAAUAGAGUGCAUACCUGCAAUGGUGCAUGUAAUCAAUGUAAUGGACAAACGGGAGCAUGCACCAAUUGUUUGCCCAAUUAUGUAACAAGUAUAACAUCAAUGGGUUGUGAAAGAUGUGAUUCCUUUGAUUCCAAUUGUAAAUUCUGUGCUCAGAAUGAGACACGAAAUUGCAUUCAAUGUAACGACAAUUAUUACCCUGUGUUAACAAAUGGAGAAAUGAAAUGUGGUUUAUGUGACUCGACGUGUGGAGGGAAGUGUGAUCCAACAGACGGUCAUUGCACAGGGUGUCAAAGCAACUAUGUUUUGUUUGAAAUAAACAAUUUGAAGUGCCAAAAAUGCUCUGAUUUUGAUAGCAACUGUGUCACAUGCAACUCCAAUUAUGAGAGAACUUGUACCACAUGCAACACGGGAUAUUAUCCAAACGCAGACGGGAAAUGCAUACCAUGUGAAGCACCGUGUGCUCUAAAUACGUGUAACACGUCAAAUGGCAAUUGUGAAAAAUGCACCGAAAAUAAAAUCAUCACAAAUCCAAUUUCAAAUGUUUGUGUUGAUUGCACUGCUUUUGAUUCGAGGUGUGUGACGUGUUCACCAUUAUUUGAACGAAAGUGUAUAAAAUGUGUUGCUGGUUGUUACCCACAAACAGCUGGCGAUUUCAAAUGUAAAUAUUGUGAUGCCACAUGUGGAGGAAAGUGUGACACGACAAAUGGACAUUGUACUGGGUGUAACGAAUCGUAUGUUCCAACAACAUCGGAUCCGUUUAAGUGUGAAAGUUGCCAAACAUUCGACUUCUAUUGUGCGACUUGUGUUUCUGAUAAAAGAGAGUGUGCUGUUUGCAAAAUGGGAAAAUACCCAAAUGACUCUUCUAAAGUAUGCCAAGACUGUGACUCAACAUGUAACGAAGAUUGUAACACAGCAAAUGGUAUUUGUAACACGUGUUCAUACAAUUACGUUUUCAAUGAACCAAAAGGAAGAAGUUGUGUGCCAUGUGCAACAUUUGACAGUCAUUGUGUGACUUGUGCUUUUGAUUAUUCAAGAAGGUGUGUAAAGUGUUCAAAUGGGUAUUACCCCGACUCAAAUGGAAACUGUGUUGCGUGCUCAACAAUAACAAGCAAUUGCAACAAUUGUAAUACAACAGAAAAGAAUUGUUUCAGUUGCAAAGACCCGUAUUACCUCUCAAAUCAAAAAUGUAUUUCAUGUGAAGCUGGAACUUACAAAAAGACAGAGACUACAUGUGACAAGUGUUACAAUGCUAUUCUGAAUUGUAAAAAUUGUGGAACGGCUUCUGUUGGCAAUGCGAAGUGCAACAAUUGUUAUCCCCCAUACACUUUAAGUUCAAAUGGUAAAAGUUGUGACCAAUGUGCUUCAACUUCAUAUUACGACAGUACAACAAAUCAGUGUGUAAAUAGAAAUACAACUUGUGCUGUACAAAUUGAAAGCACUAAAUGUGUUCAAUGCACUGAUGUUUAUUUUAUGUCAGAUGGGCUGUGUAAAAGUGCUCAAAACUGUAACGGCCCAUCGAAUCUGUCACCGGCGUCGUGUGAUUGUUCAGACCAAAUAUCGAUCAAUUCCGAUUGUGUGUCAAUUGCUUCAAAUUGCAAAUAUCAGAAAACAAUGAAUUCAAUUUCAACGUGUUUGGUGUGCACAGACAAUUUUACUUUAUCACAAAAUACAUGUAACAAAAUUGAAUCAAAUGAAUUGUAUAGAAAUGGUGUUCAGUACAGUUGUUUAGAUGGUCAAUAUCUAAAUAAUAACAAUGUAUGCGAAGUGUGUCCAAAUUUUGCUUCGAUUUGUAUUAAUAAUGGAAAUAACACAUACACAUUGAAAUGCACACAAAACACAGUCAAAGAUGAUGGGACAGAGCAAUGUGUAACAGAUGAUAUGUGUUUGCAAUAUACACAAGAUUACUGCUCUCAAUGUAAGUCGGUGUCAUCACAAAUCAGCAAUGGAAUAUGCACAGCCUGCCAAACACCAAACUGCCUAUUUUGUGAAGGAAACAAGUGCAAGAGAUGUUCCAAUGAUUAUUUGAUGGUCAAAGAAAAUCAAUGCGUUUCUCAAAAUGAACAAAACUGUGACAAGUCGAGUGUGUCUGGUUGUGUGUUGUGUUCAAGUGGGUUCUAUCAGGUUGACUCUUUGAACGUUGAAGGCAAAUUCGAUUUCUGUCUUCCAAUACCCCCAACAGUAUAUCCAAAUUGUAAACGACUUGCUUUUUCAACUAGUAAAUGUGUAGAAUGUAACGAUUUAUUUAAAUUGAAAGGUGGUGUGUGUAAGGAAUCAUUUGAAGAUGAAACUCCUGUUGUUCCACCAGAAACGGAAUCCGAACUUCCAGUGUCUGUUAUAUCCAAUUUUGAAUAUCCACUCAAUUUGAAAGGAGUUACUGAGUUGAAAUGUCAAAUUAGAAACAACAAAGGAUGUCAACGGUGUUAUGAUGGAUAUUACUUUAAUAAUAAUGAGUGUGUGAAAUGCACCAACGAUUGCAAUUCGUGUUACUCACAGACAUAUUGUACUUCAUGUGAAAGUGAGUUUUAUCUCGAUUCAAAAAAUCGAUGCCAGACCCUUGGUGAUUUGGCUGCAAGAUGCAGUGUCGCAUUACCAACCGGUGGUGGAUGUGCUAUAUGUAAAGAUGGAUAUUAUAAAAUCUUUAAAGACUGUAUAGUGUGUGACGUUUCAUGUAGUUCGUGUAUAAGCAACACUUCAUGUUCUGUGUGUGCAGAUGGCUAUUUCAUCAUUGAGUCUGAAAGUCGCUUGUGUCAACUCAACACAACAAAUACAAACUGUUUGAAAGUUGGGUAUUAUGGGUGUGAAGUCUGUGCCGAUGGAUAUUACUUAUCAAAUUCGCGUUGUACAAAAUGUGAGAAAUUGUGCACAUCCUGUAUUUCACAAAAUGUGUGUACAAAUUGUGUAUCAAAAGAUUACGUUUUAUAUGAUUUCAAAUGUGUACACUACUCUGAAAUACCAAAUUGUAUUGAAGCUACGAAUUCAAAAUGUGUGACAUGCAAAGGAUUUAACAAACCAUCUGAAAGUGGUGACAGUUGUUUUUCAACUACAAAUCUAGGAGCGGCAAUUGGUAUUCCAAUGUCAAUUCUACUAGUGUUGAUAAUAAUAGUUUUAUUGAUAAUAAUUACUCUUAUUGUAAUAUUAAAGAAAAAUCAGAAGAAAGAAAAGCUCAAAGUGUGCACAUAUAAAAUGAGUCGCUCGAACAUCAAGAUGUUUACAUUAGUAGACACUAUUGUGGUUAAUAAAUCCAAAUUGAAGUUUGACUUGGAUACUGAUGAAUUCAUUCCAGUUGAUAAAGAGACAAGAGACUUGAUCUGCAUAGGAAACACAUCAAAACACAAUAUGAAAGUCCAGUUCA
Messenger RNA from Entamoeba invadens IP1, 6901 nucleotides. RefSeq lists its product as hypothetical. The transcript is spliced from 2 exons. NCBI's taxonomy places the organism in Eukaryota, Evosea, Mastigamoebida, Endamoebidae. The annotation marks the transcript as partial. The record is from RefSeq and is a predicted model, not a curated record.